Messenger RNA from Orycteropus afer afer, 1155 nucleotides. RefSeq names its product malonyl-CoA-acyl carrier protein transacylase (gene MCAT). The record is from RefSeq and is a predicted model, not a curated record. Gene Ontology annotation, molecular function: transferase activity. NCBI's taxonomy places the organism in Eukaryota, Metazoa, Chordata, Mammalia, Tubulidentata, Orycteropodidae. The transcript has 4 exons. Bases 1 to 1155 code for a protein of 384 amino acids.
AUGAGCGUCCGGGUUGCGCGGGCUGCGUGGGCCCGGGGCUGGGGCGCUGGCUGCCAUCGCGGCGCCUCGAGCUUCCCGGUGCCCCCGCCGGGCGCCGCGGACGUGGCCGAGCUGCUGCGGGACGCGGCGGCGGCAGAAAAUGGGAGGCCGCCUUGGGAGGCGGUGGCGCGGCGGACGCCGGGCCAGUGCUCCGUGCUGCUCUUCCCGGGCCAGGGCAGCCAGGUGGUGGGCAUGGGCCGGGGUCUGCUCCGCUACCCGCGCGUCCGCGAGCUCUACGCCGCCGCCCAGCGCGUGCUGGGCUACGACCUGCUGGAGCUGAGCCUGCACGGGCCGCAGGAGGACCUCGACCGCACCGAGCGCUGCCAGCCCGCCGUUUUCGUGGCCUCGCUGGCUGCGGUGGAGAAACUCCAUUAUCAGCAGCCCGAGGUCAUCGAGAACUGCGUUGCUGCUGCUGGAUUCAGUGUGGGCGAAUUUGCAGCCCUGGUGUUUGCUGGAGCCAUGGAGUUUUCCGAAGGUUUGUAUGCAGUGAAGGUCCGAGCCGAGGCCAUGCAGGAAGCCUCGGAUGCUGUCCCCAGUGGGAUGCUGUCUGUCCUCGGCAAGCCCCAGACCAAGUUCUCCUCCGCAUGUUUGGAAGCCCGGGAGCAUUGCAAGGCUCUGGGCAUAGAGAACCCCGUGUGCGAGGUGGCCAACUACCUCUUUCCGAACUGCAGGGUGAUUUCCGGACACCUAGAGGCGCUGCAGUUUCUGCAGAAGAACUCCUCGCGCUAUGACUUCAGACGCACGAAGAUGCUGCCGGUCAGUGGUGGCUUCCACACCCGCCUGAUGGAGCCCGCCACUGAGCCGCUGGCCCGGGUGCUGAAGGCUAUCACCAUGAAGGCGCCCCUGGUGUCGGUGCAUUCAAACGUCCUGGGCAAUAAAUACACGCAUCCCAGGCACAUCCCGAGGCUGCUGGUGAAGCAGCUGGUCUCCCCGGUGAAGUGGGAGCAGACGCUGCACGCCAUCUACGAGAGGAGGAGGGGCACCGAGUUCCCCCAAACCUUCGAGGUAGGCCCAGGGAGGCAGCUGGGAGCCAUCCUAAAGAGCUGUAACCUGCAGGCCUGGAAGGCCUACAGCCACGUGGAGGUGCAGGAGGCCCACGAGGCGCAGGACGCAUAG